Erythranthe guttata (spotted monkey flower) is the source of this 3022-nucleotide messenger RNA. RefSeq names its product zinc finger CCCH domain-containing protein 22. NCBI's taxonomy places the organism in Eukaryota, Viridiplantae, Streptophyta, Magnoliopsida, Lamiales, Phrymaceae. Gene Ontology annotation, molecular function: metal ion binding; RNA binding. The record is from RefSeq and is a predicted model, not a curated record.
ACCCUCACCACUUAUAUUAGCAAAAAAAUAAAAACAUACCAAAAAAUCCAUUUAAUUUUCCAUUGCAUGUCUAGUAAGCAAUUAAUAAUUCUCUCUCUAAAACAUUUAAUUCACACCACCUCUCUUUCUCUCUCUAUAUAUACAAUAUAUAUAGAUAUAGAUACAGAAUAUAUGAAUAAGGUAUGUGCAUAAUGAUAUCCAAAAUAUAAGCACAAUCAUUACCUUUUUAAAAAACAUUGGUUUAAAAAAUCUCAAAAGACACCUCAAUCCUCCUAAUCACUCUCCCCAAAAUUAAAAACAAAAACUCUUUACUUUCUCUCUCUAAAAACUAACUUAAAUAAAAACCCUAUCCCUUCAACUUCUCUCUCUCUCUUCCUCAUUUCUCCCUUGAUUCUCGAACCAAAAGAAACAAACCCUCGUACCAGUAAGGACUCUUCUUAUGGGGUUUUCUCCUACUUGUUAACACCACCCACCACUCUCUAGAAAAAAUUAUUAAAAGGGUAGAGAGAGAAAGUAAGGAAGAAAAAAAAAACAAAAAAAAAAACCCAGUCGCCGCCGCCAUGGAUACAUACGAGGUCACGAAAAUGGUGCUGACUAGGAUCAUGAGUUUCGAGCCGGCAAGCGCAUCUAGAAUCAUGGGUUACAUGAUGAUACAAUCGCAGGGGGACAACGAGAUGUUGAGGUUAGCUUAUUGCCCUGAGUCGAUUCUGUUAACUCGUAUCAGUGAAGCCAAAGCUUUUUUGGGGAUUGAUAAUUGUUCGAACCCUACUCUCUCUAAUUCGAUUCGACCCAACGAGCCUCCUUUUCUCCAAAGUUCGCCCAGAAUCAUGAUUCCCAGUAAUGGGUUUCAUUUGAGCAACCCUUCUUCUCCCGCGGCGGCGGCGGCCGCCGCCGGUUUUCCUAGGAGUAGUCCCAGACCUAUUUCUUACGCCGCCGUGGUCAAUGGCUCUAACGGUAGCCCCAGCAGAAACAACGGUUCCGGGUCGCCAGGUCUGCAGUUUUACGGCGGUGGACCCGGUGGUAGUAGCGACUUCACUGAUCAGUUCAUGGGCGGCGGAGGCGGCGGCGGUGGUGGUGGUGGUGGUCGGGUUCCGCAGCAACUUCAAGAUCACUUACUGUUUCUCGACGACUCGCCGAUGGUGGAUCCGAUUAUGAGUCCGAGUGGGAGGAGUGAUUCCAUGCUUUUUCCUUACCGUGAGGACGCAAACGGCCUCCCCUCCCCCCACCCCCACCCCCACCCCUUCCACAGACGAAGCUCCUCGGUGAACGACGCCGCAUUUCUCUCGAAUCUCGAAGAAGCGGCCGCCGCCGGCGGAGGAUUCGGGUGGAGGCCUUGCAUGUAUUUUGCAAAAGGGUUUUGCAAGAACGGCAGUUCCUGCAAAUUCUCCCACAGCGAAUUCGGAGACGGCGAAUCGAUCGAGAUGGGUUCACCGAAUUCGUCGAGAUUCGAAGAGUUUUUCCGAAUGAAGGCGCUUCAGCAGCAGAGGUUUGCGAUCAUGGGCCACCAUAGCUUUCCUCACAACAAGAAUGACUUUUUCCCUUCUGGUGCGAGUUCGAGCGCACGGCAAAUUUACUUGACAUUCCCCGCUGACAGUACAUUCAGGGAAGAAGAUGUUUCCAGUUAUUUUAGUACGUUUGGACCGGUGCAAGAUGUUAGGAUUCCGUACCAGCCGAAGCGGAUGUUUGGAUUUGUUACGUUUGUCUACCCCGAGACAGUGAAACACAUUUUGGCGAAAGGGAACCCUCAUUUCGUGUGCGAUUCCCGUGUGCUCGUCAAACCCUACAAGGACAAAGGAAAAGUCCCGGACAAGAAACAUCAUCAGCAUUUUGAGACGGGAGAGUAUUCGGGCAGUUUGAGCCCUUCUGGAAUUGAUUCUCGAGAAAUCUUUGAUCUCCCCGUUGGGCCUAGAAUGUUUUCGAAUUCGCAAGAGAUGAUGCAGAGGAGAAAAAUGGAACAAGAGGCGGCCGAACUACACCACGCCAUUCAGCUUCAAAGUCGAAGGAUGACGAAUUUACAGCUUAUUGACCCGAACAAUAGUCAGCAACUUAAUCAUCGAUUUAUGCUAAACUUACCCGCCGGUGUUCCAAUUUCCUCACCGAGGCAGCACCCGCAGUUACUGCUUAACCAAAACGUAGCCCCGUCUUCUGAAGCCACUAAUCAACAUGUUUUGCAAGAUGACGGCCAAGAAGCAUCGUUAUCUGUAGCCGUUGCAAAUGAUGAUCAGAAGUUGGCUCUCGAAGGAACUGAAUCGUCCAAUAACAACACUUUGAACGGCGAUAAUAAUCACCAAGAUUCGAGCGAUGAUGACUUUUAUCUCCCCGAAAGCAGUCUCGAGCAUCACCUACCGGACAAUCUAUUCUCGUCUCCUACAAAAUCAGCUGCCGAGCGUCACUCCGUUUUCUCGGCCGAAGCUGACAACGGUGGCGUACCUAUAACAAAUACAUCCUCUAACAAUUCCCCUGUGCAAUAUAGCAUUUCUCCACUCGGCAUCGAUUCUUUAUCCUACUCUACAAGGACCAGAAACCAGUAAAAAGUAGCCAUGCUGACCAUGGUUAGGAAGCAGUGAUUAGCUUAGCAUGAAAGUAUUUUUAGCAGAGAUCAUAAAAAAGAAAAAGGAAGAAAGGGCAGUAGCUAGUAGCUGUGAAUAUAGCAAAAACAAUACAAACAAAACAGCAACAGAAGAUAAAAAAAAGAUGUGUAAGGAAGAUUUUCUCAAGAUUAUCAUCAUCAUGAAUGAAUUGAAUACCAUAUUAUUAUUAUUAUUAUUAAUUAUUAAUUAUUAUAGCUAGUACAGCAAAUAUAUAUUUUAUAUUAUAUAUAUUAAUAUAGUGCAUGGGGUAAAGGACAGAUGAACUGAUUUUACAGGAGUAGGGUCUCUCUCUCUCUCUCUCUCUCUUUGUUUAUUUCUUUUUUGUACCCUCUCUUUUAGACUUUAGUUGUGUGCUGGACCACAUAGAACAAUAUACCAUCAUCAUAUUUUAUUAUAUAUAAAAACACACUAAAGGUUAGUUAGUAUUAAAA